UCCUAAACCCUAAAGUACAAGAAAUUGGGAAUCAGCUAUUUCAGCGGCAAUUUAUCGCGGAAUUCCGAUGAUGGGAAGCUGGUGACGGCGGUGUGAGGUUGUCGGAGCGGGCAACGCAACGAGGAAGAAGAGAUUUUCAUAUUCUCUAGAACCACGCUGAAGCUAAGAUGACUCUUCACUCCAUUUUGAUUCAGAAGCUAUUGAGCACCAACGCCCAUGCUGGUCGUAAAGUUGUCACUCACCAUUUCAAGCUAUAUACUUAUGGGAUCCGCAAUCAAUUGGCCGUCAUUGACUCCGAUAAAACCCUAAUUUGCAUGCGCAAUGCCUUGAACUUCAUUGGCUCAUUGGUCCGCCUGAAAGGUCGUUUCAUGUUCGUUAAUACCAAUUGGCUUUUCGAUGAGAUCAUUGAAGAAAUGACGAAGAAGAUUGGGUGUUACAGGCCUAGUGACAACGCACUUUGGAAGAUGAGUGGAAUUCUCACUAAUAGUGGAAGUCCUAAGAAGUUCAGGUCGAGGCGUAAGAAGCUCGUUUUUGGACCAACUCAACCGCCCGAUUGUUUGGUGGUUAUUGAUACGGAUAGAAAAUCAUCAGUGAUUUUGGAGGCAGACAGAUUGCAGAUUCCGAUUGUGGGUCUUGUGAACUCAAACAUGCCAUUGGAGAUCUAUAAGAAGAUUGCUUAUCCUAUUCCGGCCAGUGAAUCUGUUCAAUUUAUCUAUUUAUUCUGUAACUUGAUAACGAAGACCUUCCUUUACGAACAGAAGCGAUUGUCUUCUGCUAAAGCAGUUGCUGUCGAAGAGGAACUUCCCAAGGCUCAACCAAGAGAGGAAUUGAAUCGCAAAGAGGAGCAGAUGAAAAUCGAUGAUUUUUUGAAGAAAGAAGUGCUUCUUGUUCCCUAUGAAAGUCUAGCGCCUCUGCCAGAUGACAUAGCAGAUACUAAAAAUCUUUUGGACAAGCUCGUUGUUUUGAAGUUCAAUGGAGCUUUGGGCACAGCUAUGGGUUUUAAUGGGUCCAAAUCUGCUCUCAAAGUUUGUGGUGAUUCAACUCCCCUUGACUUAUUUGUUGAGCAAAUUGAGUUACUAAAUGCAAAGUAUGGAUGCAAAGUUCCAUUGAUUCUCUUGAAUUCUGUCGAAACACAUGAUGAGACAUUGAAGGCGGUGGAACAGUAUAAGAAGUCUAGAGUUGAUGUUCAUUCUUUAAUUCAGGAACAGACGUUGCAGCAGGAUUUAUCUCAAAAACCACAGGAACAUGAUGAUUUGUACACUUCUGAUCAUGGCCCGCUGCUCUCCUUACUGACUGGUGGAACUCUCGAUGUACUAUUAUCAAAGGGUAAGGAGUUUGCUCUCGUUGUUGGCUCAGAUAGUGUGGCCGCUGUUAUUGACCCACAAAUCUUAAAUUAUUUGAUCCACAAUAAGAUCGAAUUUUGCAUGGAGGUAACACCUACAGCUGCAUUGGAAUCAAGUAGCAGCUCUAAUUCAACUCCAGAGAGGUGUCAGCUUGCGGAUAUUGCUUUAGAUUCAAGUCAGCCAAUGGACAAAUACAAAUUUUCUGAUACAAGAAACUUGUGGCUGAAUUUGACUGCCGUUAAGAGACUAGUGGAUACAAAUACACUAAAGAUUGGGAACUCAUUUUCAGAGGUCGGAAGCAGCGAUCAAAUGCUCAGGCAAAAUACUGCAGUAGGUUCAAUGAUUAAGGUGUUUGAUCGAGCUGUUGGUAUUAAUGUCCCACAUUCUCGUUCACUACAACUGAGUUCAACUUCGGAUUUACUUCUUUUACAAUCAGACCUAUACACAUCUAAUAAAGGCUUAGUAGUUCGAAAUGCAGCUAGAGCUAGUCCUGUAAAUCCAUCAAUUGACUUAGGUCCUGAAUUUGAAAAGAUUAAUGAUUUCCAAAAUCGAUUCAAGUCAAUCCCCAGCAUUGUUGAGCUGGAUAGCUUGACAGUAAGAGGAGACGUCUGGUUUGGAUUGGGUGUCACUCUCAAGGGGAAAGUUAGUAUUGUCGCAAAACCUGGGGUGAAGUUGGAAAUCCCAGAUGGUGCAGUGCUUGAGAAUCAGGAGAUUAACGAUCCCGCAGAUAUUAAACAAUGAGAUCAUAUCUUGUCAAAGCAUGAAGCUUUACCAGAACAAUGUUCUUUCCUCAUAUACAAACUGAGUUUUGGAGCUCUUCCCUUCUCCCAGAAUUUUCUUCAAUCUCUCAUUUCAUUUUCAAGAAUUGGAUAUAGGAAGUCGUGGCAGAGCAGCGAACGUAUUCUUUCAUUAGUGCUAAACCAAAAAAAUUCAAAACACAUUAGCCUAGCCAUGCCUCUUUGUAACUUCAUGAGUGCAAUAAUUUAGCCUCGACCCGAUUUAUGCUUGUUGUCACAUAAGAGAUGGCUCAUUAUAAAAGGGAUAUCGACUUGUUUCAUCAUUCAGUAAGUUGCUCAGAUCGUUAUAUAGAUUAAAUAUAACGUUUUUGUUUC
Molecule: messenger RNA, 2455 nt
Organism: Cucumis melo (muskmelon)
Lineage: Eukaryota; Viridiplantae; Streptophyta; Magnoliopsida; Cucurbitales; Cucurbitaceae
Product: UTP--glucose-1-phosphate uridylyltransferase-like
Exons: 20
Coding region: 168-2084 (638 amino acids)
Biological process (GO): UDP-alpha-D-glucose metabolic process; glycogen metabolic process; translation
Cellular component (GO): ribosome; cytoplasm
Molecular function (GO): structural constituent of ribosome; UTP:glucose-1-phosphate uridylyltransferase activity
Source: RefSeq, a predicted model, not a curated record